Molecule: messenger RNA, 3937 nt
Organism: Acinonyx jubatus (cheetah)
Lineage: Eukaryota; Metazoa; Chordata; Mammalia; Carnivora; Felidae
Exons: 4
Coding region: 1152-2852 (566 amino acids)
Source: RefSeq, a predicted model, not a curated record
UAAUAGGCGAACCCAGUGCCUCCCAACCUCCCUACCUUCUAUAACAUCUGGUUAAAUCCAGAUUCUGGGUCCUCGCUGCGCAGAUUUUGAUUUAGCAGGCCAGAAGUGGAUACCUGGGGUCUGGGUUUCUAAAUCAGAUUCUGGUCUCUAAUCAGGUGAUUCUGAUCCCCUAGCAGAUCUGGACAUUCUGAGUUGGGAAGCAACUUUCUGUUUCCGGAUCCCAGGGAGAGGUCCAGCUCUCGCAGGUCAAUGGAACCCAGAGUCAGCAGCUUUGCUCCCACUGCGUCCCGGGGGCAGCCACUGGCCGACCCCUCCCACCCGCCGCGGAUCCGCCCUGCGGGCCGCCACCGCCGGCCGCGGUUUCCUUGGUGACCCAGGCCACGCACUGCGUGCUGCUUCCUUAGGACUGUGUCAGGUUCCACCUGUCUGUUCCUGCGCCCACCGCCCUGCCGAGAAGAGGAUUCUGGUCCAGAACAGGCAGACUAAGAAAUGGAUCCCUUACUCCCUAUACUGACUGCACAUUCUCCUCCAUGGAAUGAGGCAGACACUCCUCGGACCCAUGACCUAGAGCACUUAUGAGCCAAGCGUGUGGCUUACUAUGAAAGCAUUGGGAUCAUCAAAGGUGAUGCUUCCAGAAAUAGCAGCCAACCAGUGUGGACAGCUUCCCAAGACACCAGAGUGAAUCCCUCAGAAAAUCAAGCCUUUGGGCUGAGAGGCCUACAAAUGUCAUUGGGUUGUUUGGCAAUUGAAAAGAAACCUCUGCUCCAGGAAGUGUCCAAAGUGGUACCUGGAGAAGCAGAACAGGAUCAGGACCAGAGGGUCCGGGAGGGGCCCAGGAGAGAGAGACACCCAACAGUGCUGGAUCUCAAGCUGCUGGCUGAUGCCUUGGUCCCCAAGACAGAGAAGCUAUGACAUGUUAUAAAUUGGGCUCAGAAGUUCUUGCCCAAACCUCCAAAAGAGGAUGGGUUGAAGGGUCCCACAGCUUCUCUAGGAUUCCCUUGGUCUAACCCAUACCAAAGUUCAGAAGCUCUAAGAAAUAAAAAGAAUGCUCAUCUGAAGUCACCUGAUUGCCCACUCCUGCUCAGAGCAGACGAGUCUAGUGCACAAACAUUCAGAUAUUCUCUUUAAGCCCCCCAAAUAACUGGUCAGAAAUGGACUUGUCUUCAGAAUUUCUAAGUUCCUUCUUGAGGGAGGAUUUUCCUGGCAGUGAGUCUUGUGAGUGCCAAGAAACUACAGUCAGGAACGAGGGGGAUGGAAGAGCUGCCGAGUGCCCUCCUAACAGUCUUCAGUGGGAAGAUUCUGCUCAACAAAAGUAUUCCAGAUCAGGAAAUAGUAUUCACAUUCCCAGUGAGGAUGAGGCAUUUCCUGAGAGGCUGGGGCCCCAGCCACCACUCAGCUGCACUUCUGAAGAAAGUAAGAUUUUAGAGGGAACCAGGCAGAGCUCACCCAGAAAUAGUUACUUCUGGACUCUGCUCACUGAUAGCUCAGAGGAGGAACAUUUGGAUGAAGCUGGAGAAAGUAAUAGAACACAUAGAAAGUGUGUUCUAGGCAGGAACUGUAGAGGGUUUUCAGGAAUUGCUUUGUCUCUCACAAGUGACAGCACACUAGCGUCAAGAACCAUGGUGCUAAGUGGUGUUCCCUCCCCUGGGGAGGUACCUCUGCAGGCUGAAGUCAGGAAGGAGUGCAGAGGACCAGAGGAGUCCCAUCUGAGGAGCCCCAAAGGUCUCACAGUAAAAUUCAAGGCUGGCAGCUCCAGAGGUGAAAACUCCAUCAAGAGACUGCCUGGGGGUCCAAGUAUAUCCCCCAGUCACAGCUCCAAUGGAAGGAGGAAGGAAUCAGAUAAUGUGAGGUUCGCUUUGGGGUCCCUCCAAACUGAUAUUAAACACAAAAAUGAAUGGGAACAUGCCAUCAUGGAGAGAGUAGAGGGGACUCUCACAGGGAGAGUGCCAAGAGGUGAGCCAAACAGAAGCAUGCAGACCUCUACUAAAAGCAGCCUUCCUAUGAUCACUCGGAAACAAUUUGACCUCACACAUCCUGAGAGUUAUUUGGAUGUGUCAGAGGGCCCCUUGGACAAUGCUGCGUUUCAUGGAAGUUUGGGUGCCAAUGUCUUCCAUGGGCCCACUGCAAAUGCACAUGGUGCACAUGGCAGUGCUUGGUUUGACCAAUUGCCAUCUACUAAGAUGGACAGUGGAUCAGUACAGGCACCCCAAGUAGUCACCAGACAAGCAAGUCAUGAGCAAAUGGAAAAGACAUUCCCUUCAACUCACCCCAUUUCCAGAGAUGUUUCCAAAACUGGUUUGAAAGGAUCCUUCCCACUCCAAGAUGGUGGUGAUACCCUCUCCUGGAGUGAUGAGCAACCACAUAAACCAGAGCGAGGGGCCAGUGUGCUGGAGACGUAUUUCUAUUAUUUACACAUGUUGAACAAGAGCAGGAGUCUCUCUUCAGAAGAGAGGAACUCUUCUUUGCUUUUCUGGGAGCCUGGAAUGUGCAGAUCAGAGUCCAUAGUCACAUCUCCAGAAGGGAAGGGUAGGUCCAAAGUGGACAGCCUGGACAGAAAGACCAAGCAGUGGAGAGAUGGUGGGGACAGCAUUGCAGCUAUGGAAAGUGAGAGGGGUACCCAUCCCCAAGGACAAGGCUGUGCCAAGCAAGCAGCUCCAGAAAAGACCAGCUUUUGGAAACCUCAAGGUAUCUAUGGGAGGUUAUGUUCUGCUACCCCAAAAAUGGCAUCCAGAAUGACCAGCGAUGGGGGAUAUCAGAAAAUGCCUGAUGCUGCCGGUUCAUGCCAUAAACAUGGAGAUGUGAAGCCAAGGGAAGCAGGUCCAGAUCACAGACUGCCACGUCCUGGAGGAUGACUGGCUGGUGGCUCUGGCUGGCCACCAGCCCCGCUCUCUGUCUCUGCAUCGCUGCCGCCAUGCUGGCCAGGCCGUGACGGACCAAGGGCUGAAGCGACUUUUCCAGCACUGCGGGGAUGUUCUUCAGGUAUCAGUACUGGCCACAUACAUGAUGCUUUUUCCCCCAAGGGGAAUUAUAUGGAUCAGGUUCUAAUGGCUUUCUCCCUACCUUUCUCCUCACUCCCCAUAAAACAAAAUCUCUUUUGUAUGGGAUUGCACAAAAAAUGCAGUCUAUUAAAUGGGCACCACAUUUCACGUAGUUUAAAAAGUGAAAAUAGUAAGAAAAGAUAUCCUCUGAGGUACCUCACUCAUCCAGUUGUAUCAGUUGGUGAGGGCUGUCAUAACAGAGUACCACAGACUAAAUGGUUUAAAGCACAGAAAUUUAUUGUCUUGUACUUCUGGAGUCUAGAAGUCUGAAAGCAAGGUGUCAUCAGGGUUGGAUCGUUCUGAGGGCCAUGAGGGAGGAUCUGUCCCAUGCCUCUUUCCUACGUUCUGCUAGUUUGCCGGAAAUCCUUGACGUUCCUUGGCUUGUAAAGCACCACCCACCUCUGCCUUCAUCUUCACACGGCAUAUGAAUGAUGUGUGCAUUUGUCUGUGUCCAAAUAUCCCCUUCUUAGAAAGACACCAGUCAUAUUGCAUUAGGGGCCCUCCUUAUACCAGUCUGACCUCAUUUUAACUAAUUACAUCUACAAUGAACCUAUUCCCAAAUAAGGUCACGUUCUGAGGCCCUUGGGGAUGUGACUUCAAAAUGUGAAGUUUUGGGACUCACACUUCAACCCAUAACACAUAUCCCACAUGAUAUUUUAAUGUCAGAUUGGACAUGCAUACAGGUGAAAAAACACUUUAUAAUUAUCUGAGCAUAGAACAACACUAUUUUACAUAUACAAAGUAAUUUUUGCACAGUUUUAAUAUGUGUUGAAUUUCUCAGAAAUGCAACUACCAGGCUUAUUGAGGAAAAAGUAUGCUGUUUUGUUUGGAAAUUUACCAAGAGUUGCUCAUGGUUUUGGAAAUAGCAUGUCAUUAAUAGCAACACCAGGUGUAACAUU